GCGGGUUUUUAUAUCCGUACGCAUUUUGCGCAUAUCUUGUCGUUUGAAUUAGCCAAUCAGAUUUAUAUUUGUGAUCGGAGUAUCUCCGGACUUGUCGGCCAGGCUCAUAAAUAUAUUCACACACAGCCCUUUUUGCCAGGGUGCGCAUAGGGUCAUGUUUGUUAUGUUUUUUCUCCCUUCUCUUACAAAAUGACUGAAAAAACUGGGCCCACAAAUAGCCAACCCAUUACCAAUGAAAUUGAGACCGUUCUGCAACGCCAUAUGGCUAGUUAUAAUAACAAAAUGACAGGCUUUGUACAACAGACUCUAAUCGAUGUGAAUAGUCAACCUUUGGUACCUGCACCUGCAAUAGCAAUUCCGUUACCAACACCAGAGAUAAAGGCCGAUCUCCCAAAACCCGUUAUUGAAAUGGAUAGAAAUAGUCCAAUCUUAGUUGAAUUUUAUGAAACCUUCCCCACUGGACAGGUAUUCAACAGUUUGGCCUCACUUCGUUCCACUGCAUUAGAGUACGGCAAGAAAUACAAUGUAGCGCUUACCACCAGUAAAUCCGAUAAGACCAAAGUCUACCUGAUUUGUAAGCACGGAGGUUAUUAUCGUAAAAAUACGAAGAAGGCCACAUCACCCGAUAAGCCUAUGGUCAAGACAAGAAUCCGAAAAUCAUUAAAGAAUGGAUGUUCCUGCUUGAUUUAUGCGCGUUACGAGAAGAAGGGCGAUUUCUGGACUGUUCGCAAGAGUAUUGGAGAACACAACCACCCAAUAGCCGAAGAUCCAAGAACAUAUGCUAUGUAUCGUUCUUUAGAGCCUGAACAUCUUGCAUUUGUACACAAACAGUUGAAGGAUUCUGUUUGUAUAUCUGAUAUCGUUAGGUCGCUUAUCGAAUCUGGCGUCAAGAACAUCGUCUCCAAGGACAUUGAGAAUAUUCAACAAGAUUUAAAGAGGAAGCAGGCAAAAGCUAUGGCCGUCGCCGUCGCCUUACCGCAAUCCUCAGAGAGCUAACUUUUUUUUUUUAUAUUCUCUUUUAUUAAAUAAAAAAAAAAAUCUUAC
Mucor mucedo is the source of this 1044-nucleotide messenger RNA. RefSeq lists its product as uncharacterized. The record is from RefSeq and is a predicted model, not a curated record. NCBI's taxonomy places the organism in Eukaryota, Fungi, Mucoromycota, Mucoromycetes, Mucorales, Mucoraceae. Bases 190 to 996 code for a protein of 268 amino acids. The transcript has a single exon.